AGAGAGAGAGAGAGAGACGCAUGCCAUCACAUCGGUGGCUGAUUUUGUUUCUCCGGGGCGGUCUGUUCUUUUUAGCGAGCCACCUGCACACAGAGCGCCGUAGUCCUGCCGCGGAACUUGCGCUGACUGGCAGACUACUUCCUGAAUUACCAAACGCGCUUAACAGCGUGCAUUGUAUUGAAAGACCCGAUGGGGGGUUAUAAAUGAUAAAUGUGAACAGUUGGUUUUUUAAAAUCGUAAAUUAUCAUUUUCAUCAACUUUUCAGAUGUAGCCUACUAUUCCUAUGCAUUUGAGCAGCUGCGUCGGAGGGCUGCUGCAAGCCACAAAGAAUGUUGUUAUCGGAACGAGUUUUUCCUAAUUAUUCACAACAACGAAUUCUUCAUUAUCUGGAGCUCUCAUCUCCGGGGAUGCUGGAAAUGAAAACGCGAGGAGAGACGCAGUAGGCUUGAGCCUCAGAGCGUUGUAUUUUUUAAUUUUUUUCUUUCAUCCUUUUUUUCGGUCUCUUGGGAUCCUCCUAUUUAGCGCAUUGUUUUGCCAGAUUUUGGGUGCGAGGAAGGACAGAGGUGCGCCCCAAAGUGUAUUUUACGGCUGAUCGGCUCGCGCAGCUCAGCUCUGGAAUUCGGAGGCUCUGGUGGAGGAGUCUCGCGCAGGUUUCCACAGUCGGAAAGCUAUUUCACACAGCCAAGGAAAUAGACUAGCGGAAAUGGGCUCCCCGGGGUGUGAGGUUCGGUUGCUGUGUAUUGUCCUCCAGGCGUCGGUGAUGGCCCUGCUCUGCCGGGGCGAGAAGCUGUGCCCGUCGGGCUGCCGGUGCGAAGGCAAGAUGGCGUACUGCGAGUCCGGAACCUUCCGCGACAUCCCGGACAACAUCUCCACCGGCUGCCAGGGCCUGUCGCUGCGCUACAACGACCUGCUGGACUUGCUGCCGUACCAGUUCGCCCACCUCAACCAGCUGAUCUGGCUCUACCUGGACCACAACUACAUCAGCGGCGUGGACGCCCAGGCCUUCCGCGGCAUCCGCCGGCUCAAGGAGCUCAUCCUCAGCUCCAACCGGAUCACGCAGCUCCACAACACCACCUUCCACCCCGUGCCCAACCUGCGCAACCUGGACCUGUCCUACAACAAGCUGCAGGCGCUGCAGCCGGGCCAGUUCCAGGGCCUGCGCAAGCUCCAGAGCCUGCACCUGCGCUCCAACGGCCUCACCGCCGUCCCCGUCCGCGCCUUCCUGGACUGCCGCAGCCUGGAGUUCCUGGACCUGGGCUACAACCGCCUGCGGGCCCUGACCCGCACCACCUUCCUGGGCAUGCCCAGGCUGGCCGAGCUGCACCUGGAGCACAACCAGUUCUCCAGGAUCAACUUCUUCCUGUUCCCGCGGCUGGCCAACCUGCGGGCGCUCUACCUGCAGUGGAACCGCAUCCGGGUGCUGAACCAGGGCCUGCCCUGGACCUGGCACACCCUGCAGAAGCUGGACCUGGCCGGGAACGAGAUCCAGGCCCUGGACCCGGCCGUGUUCCAGUGUCUGCCCAACCUGGAGACCCUCAACCUGGAGUCCAACAAGCUCAGCAACGUGUCCCAGGAGGCUGUGGCCGCCUGGAUCUCCCUCACCACCAUCAGCCUGGCGGGCAACGUGUGGGACUGCGGCCCGGGCAUCUGCCCCCUUGUGGCCUGGCUGAGGAACUUCAGGGGCUCAAAGGACACGACUAUGAUCUGCAGCAGCCCCAAGUCCCUCCAAGGGGAGAAAGUUAUGGAGGCUGCCAAGAACCAGGAGGUGUGUGGGGAGAUCCCCACGGCCCUCCGGCCGGCAACCCUUUCCCCGUACGUGAAGCCCGCCCCCGUCCCAACCACAACCACCACCACGGCCGCCCCCUCCACCGCUGCCGCGACUACGACCACGACUACCGCGAGCCCCUCGAUGCCCGCGUCCCAGAGCCCCUCCCCGUCGCCCCAACUCUGGCUCCUCCCCCGGUCCACCCGGAGGAGCCUGGCGGGCGUCAUCCCGCGGAGACCCCCGCCCAGCGCCCCCGGCGCCUCCUCCUCCGGCGGGCUGCCGGCCACGCCCGGCCCGGGGGGCGUGCCCCACAUGCUCUUCCACAAGAUCAUGGUGGGCACGGUGGCGCUCUUCCUCUCGGCCUCGCUCGUCAUGCUGGUGAUCUACGUGUCGUGGCGGCGCUACCCCGGCGCCAUGCGGCGGCUGCAGCAGCGCUCGCUGGGCCGCAAGCGGCGGAAAAAAGCGCAGGAGCCCGAGCAGAGCAUCUCCUCCCAGCUGCAGGAGUACUACAUGAGCUUCAACGCCACCAACUCUGAGACCAUGGACGUGCUCGUCAAGGGCACGGGGCCUUGCACCUGCACCGUUUCGGGUUCUCGAGAAUGCGAGAAAGAAUACACGUAUCCUAGACCGUUACCAGGGGCUUGGCUGGGAGAUGUGGCCACAGUGCACUCACAGUGAGCAACACAGCGGUACGCUGGGGCUAUCACAGACUGACCUCCACUGCUCCAGAAUCCCAUCAUCCCCUGCUCUGUGCCAGCUCAGGCCUUUGACCGUGUCCUCAGAGGAAGUCAGGGGCACCAGCGAGCCAAUCAGAAAGCCUGGGAGGAGCAACUCAAAGGACACCCCUCACAGGAAAGACAGUGGAUUACAUUAUGUUGAUAUUUUUUGCCCCCUCUCACCUGUGGCAGGUGUCAUGGUCAAGCCAAUACCGCAGCGCUCCACCCUCCUCACCAGCACAGCGUGGUCUUACGGAUUUUCAGCUCCCUGUGUGUUUCUACUUCCUGUUGGCAAGGCCUGGCGGCUGAUGGGUAACUGUUCCCUGGGCACCCAAUCGGUUGCGGGUGAAGUGCGAGGCGCGACCGUGGCGAUCGGGAACACCUGGCCCACCGUCGGCGGGGUCGCCCGACGAGCACAGAGGCGGAGUCGCCGACGACUGUUUCGCCAAACAGUUCCGAAAUGGAAGAAAGCUUCCCGGCAGUUCCCCUCCCGCGGAUCGAGAGGCCGACGCGCGGGCCGGACCCCUCAUCCCCCCCCCUCGAGGCUUUUCAGAGAUCUCUUCAAGUUCCGGUUUCCUCCACGCGGAUUUCCACAGCGGGUGCAUGCUCGUCACUGCAGGCUGCUUCGCAGCUCCAAGAUCCCUAAUGUCCCCGGCUACGCCCGAGGCAGGCACCGGGGAGGGGAGACGGAGGACUUCCACAUCCCGUCCCGUUUUUGGGGAUAAACGCUUAAGAGGAACCCAGUGCCCUUAGUGCAUUCUUCAAACCAAAAAAAAAGUCAAAUAAAACAAAUACUUUGAGACACUACUAAUUUCUGUAUAUACUAAUAGAGCAGUCCAGGUCCUGGAGUGUCGGUGAUGUUUCUGGUUUUUGUUCCAUCUGGGAUUGGUCGUUUGAUGGAUUAUUGAGAGCCUGAGCCUGAAUGGUGAACCGAGGAGAGCUUGAAGGACGUGGUCACCUGUGUUCAUUAAGCCUACCAAUCAAUACAUUUAUGUACUCGUAGGCUUGGAUGGAGUGAAACCGGGUAUUAUAGAGCGUGCUCUCUCUAUCUGUCUUUUUCUCUCCAUCUCUCUGUCUUUCUCACUCUCUCUCUCACUGCCCUUCUCUCUCUCUCUCACUGUCUCUCACUGUCCUUCUCUCUCACUCUCUCUCACUGUCUUUCACUCUAUUUAUCUCUCUCUCUCUCACUGUCUUUCUCUCUCUGUCUACUGGUUAUCUUGUUUUUAGGCCACUCUCCUUAUGAAAAAUAAUAUGCCAAUAUGAUUUUGUAAGGUGGGUUCUGUGUUUAGAUGUGUUCUUUUUACGCAAGUGUGCUGUUCGGUUCCAGUUCUUACGGCUGGUUCACGAAUGAACAACACCAAGCUUAAAGUUCUGUUAUUUAGAAAGUGGACCUGUGUUUCUCAAGCUGAACAAUAUUGAACUUUAGCCAUCACAGAAUAACAACUCUUUUCCUGUUUUGAGCAUGAUUGAAGUUCAGGCUCCUGUAGGCAAUAUCCAUUGGUUUGAAAUAGCAAAAGAAGUGGAAAUUGCAGUCAUUAUUUUGAACUGUCCUGGAGUGCUGGUGGCUUAGAGACUGUUCAGAGAUGGCAGCUGGAUAUGCUGAGAAGGGGAACUUUUCAACUUGCAGUGGAAAUAUCAGGCUUUUUCUUUAUAUGCCCAAAAAACCAAAAUCAUAAUCCGAUGAGGAAUCUAUUGUGAAUAUUACUUUCCACCAGUAGCUGGGUGUAGUCCUGGCCCUUUAAUGUGGGAUGAUUCUUUGGGCUAAUUAACAACAUAUAAUAUAAGGUGAAAGAACAACUUGUGGGGUCUGAAACUGAAUUGUAUUUCCAUUUGUUUUUGUUUUUUGUUUUUUUUUUGUGGGGGAAGGGGGCUGGUGGGCGGUGGGUGGGGGGUGAGAGUUGGUUCCUUUUUUUCCAAUCACUCACCCUGCUAAAAUGUGCCAAAAUACACACACAUGUGUGUGUGUGUGUGUGUGUGUGUAUCUGUGCAUAAUGUGUAUGCAUGUGGGUGACAGUGGUGCCUGCAGUCACAGUGUAGAAAGUGUGUAUGUGUGUAGGUGUGUGUUUGUGGGGGGGCGGGGGGACUUGGAUUAUUCUGUAAGCAAUUCUGCCUUUGGUUUAGCACUCCCUGGUAGUUCUCUAUUUACAUUGCUGACAGACGGGGCUAAUAUAUAUGCGAGUUUAGUAUAGCUUUUCAGCGCAUGACAAAAACACAGAGCAAAACUAUUUUAUAUUUGUCAAUAGUAUUUCUGCUGUUUUUUUUUUCUUCCCUAAAACCUAUUGAUAUUUUUUCAUAAAUUGUAUCAAUUGUUCACUGUUUAAACAAAAAAUAUGAUUUUUAUAAUGAAAAUGUAAAAAAAAAAGAAAAAAAAAAUCAAGAGAGAGAAAUAUAAACUGCUUUUAAUGCAAAUGGUCGUUCUCUCUUUUUUAAUCAGUGAAAAUGUCUAGAAAUCUGUAUGGUAAUGAGGCAUAUGCAAUUCAAUUGUGUUACAAAACGAAAGUACUAAUAA
Messenger RNA from Anguilla anguilla (European eel), 4990 nucleotides. Its product is annotated as leucine-rich repeat transmembrane neuronal protein 4-like. NCBI's taxonomy places the organism in Eukaryota, Metazoa, Chordata, Actinopteri, Anguilliformes, Anguillidae. The coding region runs from base 704 to 2443 and encodes 579 amino acids. The transcript has 3 exons. Gene Ontology annotation, molecular function: protein binding. The record is from RefSeq and is a predicted model, not a curated record.